This is a messenger RNA of Helicoverpa zea (corn earworm), 1420 nucleotides long. RefSeq names its product glycine-rich cell wall structural protein 1-like. NCBI's taxonomy places the organism in Eukaryota, Metazoa, Arthropoda, Insecta, Lepidoptera, Noctuidae. Bases 1 to 1347 code for a protein of 448 amino acids. The transcript has a single exon. The record is from RefSeq and is a predicted model, not a curated record.
AUGUUGCAGGCACAAUGGAUAUAUCCUACUAUCUCACUAUACCAGCCCCGGCCUGUAUAUCCAUUAAAUCCGGUUUAUCCCCAUAAGACUCCAUACCCAAAGCAAGAGCAACAUGAUUCAUGUAGCACGACGCUUGAUGACCUCUACUUAUUACUGGAACUUGCAAAAAUACUAGAAGAAGAUGAAAAGGAGAGCCCCAACCCUCCGCCACAUAGUGGACUGAGCGAAGAAAUCAUAAUGAAGUUAGUUAACGCUUUAAUCUACACGGCUACGCAGAACUGUGGCCCACAACGUACUGACACAAACUGUUACUGUUCUAAAUGUGGUGGAAAAUGUAGGUGUGGUGCUGUAUCAGGUGGAAAUGGUGGUACCGUGAGUCAAGGUGGUGGGGCAGGUACGAGUGGAGGUGGACUUGGCGUAGGGUUAGGGCUUGAUGUGGACCUAGGUGGGGUAGGUUCUCUAGUAGGAAACGUACUCGGCAAUGAUGGUUCAAGGAGAGCUACGGAUAGAUCCAACGGUCUAGGUGUAGGUUUAGAACUAGAUGUUGGACUAGGUAAUACUGAGUAUUCAGCAGGAAAUGUAGUCAGUGGCAGUGGACUAGUAAGAGGUACUAGUAGUGGUAGAGGUGACCAUGGAGGGUAUACGAGCGGACAUGACUAUCAAGCAGGAGGAAGAGGGGGCAGUAGCGGCAGGAGUACGGGAUAUUCGGGAUAUGCAGGAUAUUCGGGCGCAACUAGUAGUGGGGGAAGCGGUGGACUUGUCGGUGGAGUCGGCGGACUUGUGAAUGGAGUCGGCGGAGUAUUGGAUGGAGUUGGAGGACUUGUGAAUGGAGUCGGCGGAGCUUUAGAUGGAGUUGGAGGACUUGUGGGUGGUGUCGGUGGAGCUUUAGAUGGAGUUCCGAAUUCAGGAUAUUCGGGCGCAACUAAUAGUGGUGGACACGGUAAACAUGUGGGGGGAGGCGAUGGGCUUGUCGGUGGAGUCGGCGGACUUGUGAAUGGAGUCGGCGGAGUUUUGGAUGGAGUCGGAGGACUUGUGAAUGGAGUCGGCGGAGCUUUAGAUGGAGUAGGAGAUCUUGUCGGUGGAGUCGGUGGAGCUUUAGAUGGAGGAUCGUAUUCAGGAUAUUCGGGCGUAACUAAUAGUGGUGGACACGGUAAACAUGUGGGGGGAGGCGAUGGGAUUGUUGGUGGAGUCGGCGGGCUUGUGAAUGGAGUCGGCGGAGUUUUGGAUGGAGUCGGAGGACUUGUGAAUGGAGUCGGUGGAGCUUUAGACGGAGUUGGGGGACUUGUGGGUGGAGUUGGCGGAGCUUUGGAUGGAGUCGGAGAUGUUGUGGGUGGAGUUUUGAAUUAAGUCGACUAACUAUUUGGAGGCUUAGAAAAAGAUGAUGUUCUAGCUAGAUUGCCGGUAUUUUAUGGUAUUUUAA